This is a messenger RNA of Limanda limanda (common dab), 4742 nucleotides long. RefSeq names its product ATP-citrate synthase-like. The record is from RefSeq and is a predicted model, not a curated record. Lineage: Eukaryota; Metazoa; Chordata; Actinopteri; Pleuronectiformes; Pleuronectidae. Gene Ontology annotation, cellular component: cytosol. The transcript has 30 exons. Gene Ontology annotation, biological process: citrate metabolic process; fatty acid biosynthetic process; acetyl-CoA biosynthetic process. Bases 79 to 3444 code for a protein of 1121 amino acids. Gene Ontology annotation, molecular function: ATP citrate synthase activity.
UCUCCAAGCACCAGGGUCCUCGGCUUCUGGAACAAAAACGACUCAAACCGACAAGGUCCUGUGCUAGCCAGCGCAGCCAUGUCGGCGAAAGCCAUCUCAGAGGAGACAGGAAAAGAUUUAUUAUAUAAGCAUAUCUGCACUUCAGCGGCCGUGCAGAAUCGCUUUUCCUAUGCCAGAGUAACCACCGAGACUGACUGGGACAGCCUCACGAAGGAGCAUCCAUGGCUGCUGACAGAGCGUCUUGUGGUGAAGCCAGAUCAGCUCAUCAAGCGACGUGGGAAGCUUGGGCUGGUGGGCAUCAACCUUGACCUGCAGGGUGUCAAGGAAUGGGUCAAAAGCCACAUCAUGAAAGAGACCACUGUGGGAAAGGCAAAGGGUGUGCUGAAGAACUUCCUCAUUGAGCCGUUUGUUCCACACACACAGGAAGAGGAGUUUUAUGUGUGUAUCUAUGCCACACGUGAGGGCGACCAUGUGCUUUUCCACCACGAGGGAGGAGUGGAGGUGGGUGACGUGGACGCCAAGGCCCAGAGGCUGAUGGUUGCAGUGGACGACAAGCUGAGCGAGGAGCAAGUCAGAGAUCAGCUCCUCAUACACGUCCCUGAAAAUAAAAAAGAAGCCCUGUCUAGUUUUAUCGUGGCUCUCUUCAACUUUUACGAGGACCUCUAUUUUACCUACCUCGAGAUCAACCCCCUCGUUGUCACCCACAAAGGAGUGUACGUCCUUGACAUGGCCGCCAAGAUUGAUGCCACAGCGGAUUAUAUCUGCAAGGCUAAAUGGGGUGACAUUGAGUUCCCACCACCUUUCGGCAGAGAGGCAUAUCCAGAGGAGGCCUACAUAGCCGAUCUGGAUGCAAAGAGCGGGGCCAGUCUGAAGCUGACCCUGCUGAACCCUAGUGGCCGGAUCUGGACCAUGGUGGCGGGAGGAGGAGCUUCGGUUGUGUACAGUGACACCAUCUGUGAUUUGGGUGGAGUGGAUGAGCUGGCAAACUACGGCGAAUAUUCUGGCGCUCCGAGCGAACAGCAGACUUACGACUAUGCAAAAACCAUCCUCUCGCUCAUGACGCGUGAAAAACAUCCUGAAGGGAAAGUGUUGAUCAUUGGAGGAAGUAUUGCCAACUUUACCAAUGUAGCAGCCACAUUCAAGGGCAUUGUCAGAGCCAUCAAAGACUACCAAGGUCCCCUGAAGGAGCAUGAGGUCACAAUCUUUGUUCGACGUGGUGGACCCAACUACCAGGAGGGGCUGAGGGUGAUGGGGGAAGUUGGAAAAACCACAGGUAUUCCUAUCCAUGUUUUUGGGACUGAGACUCAUAUGACAGCCAUCGUUGGAAUGGCCAUGGGCCACCGGCCGAUCCCCAACCAGCCUCCAAUGGACGCACAUACUGCCAACUUCCUCCUCAACGCCAGCAAUAGUGCAAUGACUCCAGCUGCAACAAGGACGGCGUCGUUCUCUGAACCCAGGACGCCUAAUGACGCCAUCCCAGCUAAAAAGUGUAAAGCAGGUCUUCCAGCAGACUCUCUUCAUUCUAUUCUGUGGCCUCUGAAGAAUGUGGUCAUAGCAGAUUGGAAAGAAGCACAAGCCUCUUCAGGCUGCAGCGGAGCCAAAGCCACCACCCUCUUCAGAAAAAAUUCCAAGGCCAUUGUCUGGGGCAUGCAGACCCGCGCUGUGCAAGGCAUGAUGGACUUUGACUACGUUUGCUCCCGGGAAGAACCCUCUGUGGCAGCCAUGGUCUAUCCCUUCACUGGGGAUCACAAGCAGAAGUUCUAUUGGGGCCACAAAGAAAUCCUGGUGCCAGUCUAUAAGAACAUGGCCGAUGCCAUGAAGAGGCAUCCCGAGGUGGACGUCCUUAUCAGCUUUGCUUCUCUGCGCUCCGCGUUCGACAGUACAGUUGAGGGAAUGCAGCACCCGCAGAUUCACACUAUUGCCAUUAUAGCUGAGGGCAUCCCUGAAGCCCAGACAAGAAAGUUGAUCAAGAUGGCUGAUGAGAAAGCUGUCACGAUCAUUGGCCCCGCCACGGUUGGUGGCAUCAAGCCUGGUUGUUUUAAAAUCGGUAAUACAGGUGGUAUGCUGGACAACAUCCUGGCUUCCAAACUCUACCGUCCUGGCAGUGUGGCUUAUGUGUCGCGGUCUGGGGGAAUGUCCAACGAGCUGAACAACAUCAUCUCCCGCACCACAGACGGCGUCUAUGAAGGUGUAGCCAUUGGAGGAGACAGAUAUCCAGGCUCCACGUUCAUGGAACACGUCCUUCGUUACCAGGACACUCCAGGGAUUAAGAUGAUAGUCAUGCUGGGAGAGAUCGGAGGCACAGAGGAGUACAAGAUCUGCCAAGGGAUCAGAGAGGGCAGGAUAACCAAGCCUGUAGUGUGCUGGUGUAUUGGAACCUGUGCCACCAUGUUUGCUUCAGAGGUUCAGUUUGGCCAUGCAGGGGCCUGCGCCAACCAGGCUUCAGAAACAGCAGUAGCUAAGAACCAGGCUCUGAGGGACGCCGGAGCUUAUGUUCCGAAGAGCUUUGAUGAGCUGGGAAGCGUCAUCAAGACUGUUUAUGAUGAGCUGGUCGCCAAUGGUACCAUCAUUCCUGCUCAGGAGGUUCCUCCCCCGACAGUUCCUAUGGAUUACUCCUGGGCAAGGGAAUUGGGACUGAUCCGUAAACCAGCCUCGUUCAUGACGAGCAUCUGUGACGAGCGAGGCCAGGAGCUCAUCUACGCUGGCAUGCCAAUCACUGAGGUCUUUAAGGAGGAGAUGGGUUUAGGAGGAGUGCUGGGCUUGCUCUGGUUCCAGCGCAGGUUGCCGCGCUACGCCUGCCAGUUCAUUGAAAAGUGCCUGAUGGUGACAGCGGACCACGGGCCAGCUGUGUCUGGUGCACACAACACCAUUGUCUGUACUCGUGCUGGCAAAGACCUUAUCUCAUGCCUCACCUCUGGUCUACUCACCAUCGGGGACCGAUUCGGGGGGGCUCUGGAUGCAGCUGCAAAGCAGUUCAGCAAAGCAUUCGACAGCGGCAUGCUCCCCAUGGAGUUUGUCAACAAGAUGAAGAAGGACGGAAAGCUGAUCAUGGGCAUCGGCCACAGGGUCAAAUCGAUCAACAACCCGGACGUGCGGGUGCAGAUUCUGAAGGACUUUGUUAAGCAGAGUUUCCCCUCCACCCAGCUACUCGACUACGCCCUCGACGUCGAGAAAAUCACCACCUCAAAGAAACCCAACCUGAUCCUUAAUGUAGAUGGUUUUAUUGGUGUUGCCUUCGUUGACCUGCUCAGGACGUGUGGCGGCUUCACACGAGAUGAGGCUGACGAGUUUGUGGAGAUCGGUGCACUGAAUGGGAUCUUUGUCCUUGGCCGCAGUAUGGGCUUCAUUGGCCAUUACCUGGACCAGAAGAGACUGAAACAGGGUUUGUACCGACACCCCUGGGACGAUAUCUCCUAUGUUCUCCCUGAACACAUGUCCAUGUAAACGAGACAUCAGACUGGGACGCACUUCCUGAUGUGACCGCCCGUCUCACUUGGUGUAUUGGUACGCCCCGGUUAACAGCUGCCUUCUGGAAAAAAGGCCAGGAGGAUUCUGGAGAGUUGAAUUACUCUCUGGCUGAGGGAUCUGGGAAGAGGUUUUCAAUCUAGUUUUUACGGAGACAAAGGGGAAGUAUAUUUUUAGAUUUAUCUUUUGACAAAUUAUUUAAAAAAAAGUCUGAGAUGUAACUUAUUCAGUUUUGAACAGAGAGCCAAACCAAUGCAGAUUACAGCAAUUGCAGGAGCUUAAAAUCAACCGGUACUUUAAAACCAAAUGCUAAGGAUCUGUUUUGCUUAGUUGGUACGAGACCGGGAUUCAAAGCCCAUUUCAAACCUGACCCGUGUGACAGAGUCUAAGUUAAAUUGCAGUAGCUGAUAAGAGAAAUGUGUUCAAGCUCAGCAAUACUUUGAGACUUUAAUACUACUUACCAAAAAAAAAAAAAAACUUUUUUAUUUUAUUUUAAAUAAGCAGCUGUUCCCUGUUUCAAGCCACAAGAAAAGUGUGCUUACGCAUGCUUUGUCUUUGAGUAUUGCACCUUAGUUUAAACUCUAGCAAAUGUAGACCAAUGAUUUAUUUUCCUUUCUUCUCCACGGUUCAAUCCCAUUGAGAAACAUCCAAAAAAUAAACCAAAGUUAUUUUUAGGAAGUUGUCUUUGUUUAAAAGUUUAAAAACAGGCUCCGUGGUUGUUAUUACAGAGCUAAUCUACAUCUGACAUUUUGAGGAGGAGGCGUCGUAAUGAGCUGAAGGAAUUAAACCCGAACUGAUUUAAGUGUCACUCCACCAUUGCCUUUUUUGACAACUACCCUGUUUACAAACCCUGUUAUCAACAAGUGGUUGGAAUUCAUCAGCAGCUGUAAAUUAGAUGCAUUUGAGACCUUUACAAUAAAUCCAAACCUAACCACAUGCGUUGCUGUUCUGAAUAUCUGUCAGAAAACACAAACGCGUGGACACUCCAAACAAAACGCUUCAUGAAUGAGCCCUGUGAGUCUCGGAGGCAUCUUUUCGAGAGGGACCAUGAAAGCAGAAAUCGAUUGCUCAUUAUAAUGAUGUGGGAUCUGUAAAAGAUUUGUUCGCUGAAGUCUUGCCACCAACUCAAAAGGCUUUGAAACCACCCACUUUACAGCCUGUUAUGUUUGACCUUUGUUUUGCUGUUUUUAUUUAACUGUGAAAAAAAAUGCUUUGUUUUUGUAAUAAUGCUGUCAUAUAGUAGUAUAAUAAAUAAACAAGUGUUGUUUAACUUUUCA